CCUUCUGCUAUUUUUCCUAUUCUAUAACAACCAAUGAAGAAUACCAAUCCUUACAGAAACUUCUUUCUCAUCAUCCUCUUGUGCUCUCUCAGCCUCCAUUCCAUAUUGGUGGUGGCUCAACCAAGUAGCGAUAACAGUACUAUCUCAUUUCCUAUAGGUGUUAUUCUUGAUUUGCAAACAUGGCUUGGGAGAAUGGCAAAUGAUUGUAUUUCUCUGGCAGUCUCUGAUUUCUAUUCUGCUCAUAGUUACUAUCGAACAAGAUUGAAUCUCCAUGUUAGAGAUUCAAAGGAGGAUGAAGUUGAUGCUGUCUUUGCAGCCAAGUCUCUGAUAAAUGAUGAACACGUAGAAGCAAUUAUUGGGCCACAAGCAUCAACUCAAGCCGAAUUCAUUGCAGAUUUUGGGGGCAAAAGUCAGGUGCCUGUUGUUUCAUUUUCUGCAACAGGACUGUUCCUUUCCUCCAAGACUCCUUACUUCGUCCGGAUGGUGCCAAAUGAUGCAUAUCAAGUUAAAGCAAUAACUGCAGUUGUCAAGGCAUUUGGAUGGAAGGAAGUUGUCCCCAUAUAUGAAGAUACCAACUAUGGGAAUGGAGUCAUACCUCAUCUGAUUGAUUCUUUCCAAGAGUUUGAUGCCCAUAUCACCUACAGGAGUGCCAUUUCACCUUCUGCUACUGAGUUCCAAAUCCAUGAAGAACUCAACAAGUUGAUGAGGAUGCAAUGUAGGGUUUUUGUUGUUCAUAUGACAUCUCCAAUUGGUAUCCGCUUUUUCCAAUCAGUGAAAAAUGCAAGAAUGAUGAGUGAAGGUUAUGUAUGGAUUGUCACAGAUGGGAUCACACAUUUUUUGGAGUCUGUAGAUCAUUCUGUAAUCCAUUCAAUGCAAGGAAUCUUGGGAAUAAGGACUCAUGUUCCGUGGUCUAAAGAACUCGAUAAUUUUCGGCGUAAGUAUAAGACUAUAGGUGAUGUAUCGAAUCCAAUCGUCGAGUUGAGUCCAUAUGGGAUAUUUGCAUAUGACACUCUUUGGGCUUUAGCAAUGGCAGCAGAAAAGGUUGUUUCAGAGGGUUGGAGUUCUCAAGGAACAAAAUAUACUCAUCAUGUCUCAGACCUAAGAAUCUCUCAAGUUGGUCCUGAACUUCUUAGAGCUAUCUUGGGGAAGAAAUUUCAUGGUCUCAGUGGUAACAUAAGUCUUGUAAAUGGACAACUAGAAUUAAAUGUCUUUGAGAUUGUUAAUGUGAUUGGUAAAGGGAUGAGAGUGGUAGGAUUGUGGACACCUUCACAGGGAAUCUUACCAACACUGGAUGAGAAUGGAGAGAGGAUGUUUUCAACUCCUCAUGGAGGACUUGGAGCUAUUAUUUGGCCUGGAGGGUCCAUUACUAUUCCCAAGGGUUGGACUAUUCCUGCAUUUAAAAAACCUUUGAGGAUUGGAGUGCCAGUGAAAGAAGGUUUUAAAGAAUUUGUGAAUGUCACAUGGGACCCUAGCACCAAGACAAUGGAUAUAACAGGCUACGGCAUCGAUGUUUUCAAAUUAGUGAUUGCUGCUUUACCAUAUCAUGUUCCUUACAAUCUUAUUCCCUUCCAAGAUGAAAAUGGUGCCAGUGCUGGGAGUUAUGAUGACCUAGUCCUCCAAGUUUAUACCCAGAAUUAUGAUGCAGUGGUGGGGGAUAUCACCAUUACAGCUAAACGAUCAUAUUUUGUUGAUUUUUCUCAACCUUAUACUCGUGGAGGGGUGUCUAUGAUAGUUCCUUACAAACACAAGAGCAAUAACAUGUUAAUCUUCUUUGCACCUAUGACAAGGAAUCUUUGGAUUACAUGGAUUAGUCUCUUCAUCAUCACUGGCAUUGUAAUUUCCAUUAUGGAAGCCAUGAAGGAAAUAGAGCAAAACUCAAACGGCACAUCUGGCGAACAGGGUUUUAACCUUUUUUGGGCUCCAAUACUACGAGCUUUGAAAUUCAUCUCCACUUCAUUCUUGGCACUUACCCUUGGACAAGGAGAGGACCAGCUUGCAGAAUCAUCGAAGUUUCUUGUACGGUUAUGGGGUCUAUUGUCGAAAGUAAUGCUCCCGAUUUACUUGUCAGUAUUGGUAGCAAAGAUCACAGAGAAAAAUCACCAACCAACAAUUUCAAAUGCUAGAGAUUUGAUAGAGAAUGGAGAUUAUGUGGGAUAUCAAGAGGGGACAUAUGUGCUAGAGUUAUUGAAGAAAUUAAACUUUGAUGAGUCCAUGAUUAAGGGCUACAAAACUGCUGAAGAGUAUGAUGAAGCUUUGUCCAAAGGAAGUAAAAAUGGUGGUGUCAGUGCCAUAUUCGAAGAGCUAACCUAUAUCGACGUCUUUUUCAAGACUUACUGUGAUAAAUAUACCAAAGCUGGUCAAGUUUUUACGAUGGAUGGGAUGGGAUUUGUUUUUCCACGAGGGUCGAAUCUAGCAGGUGAUGUUUCAAGAGCAUUACUAACUACAAUGGAGGGAGAUGAAAUGGAAGCCAUAGAUAAGAAGUGGUUUGGGCGUCCAAGUAAUUGUCCAGACAAAAGCAACACUGACUCCCCAAUCCAGCUCUCUGUCAAGACAUUUCAAGUUCUCUUUCUCACCAUUCUCAUCAUAAUAAUUUCUCUUCUAUGCUCCGGAUUUAAUAGGACACACCCCAAUGAGUCAGAAGAGCAGCAGUCCAAUGUUGAAGAACCGAUCAAUGAGAUCAAUAAUUCUUCUGGAACACCACCAAGUACUACAGCAGAAGAGGAAUACAUCUCAACAGAUGAAAAUAGAUCCAUAAAUAGGGAGACCAAUACUCCUCAAGCUCCACAAACCACAACUGGCCCGAAAAAAUGGCAAGGAUACUCCUCAGCAGAACAAAACACAACCACCUUCAUUGCUGAAUCUCCGGAAAGCACUGCAGCCGAAAGGCAAGAAUGCUCUAUAGAAGAAGAGUCAAACUGGGGCGAUCAGUAGUCAUUUUACCUUCCAGCCAAAAAAGGAAAGAAAUAAAGAAAUAGUCAUUUUAGCCCCGGGAAUGCGGAUUAGUAAGAUACUAUAUGUAUAUGCAUAUAAAGCUAUAAGAUUCUAUUAAUCAUAUCCUUCCUAUCUUAGAAUCUUUCCUAUAUUGUACAAAACCCUAGUUGGCUAUGGCAAUGCUCUCCUUGUAUAUAUUG
Macadamia integrifolia is the source of this 3131-nucleotide messenger RNA. Its product is annotated as glutamate receptor 2.7-like. Gene Ontology annotation, biological process: G protein-coupled receptor signaling pathway. Gene Ontology annotation, cellular component: plasma membrane. The coding region runs from base 34 to 2931 and encodes 965 amino acids. Gene Ontology annotation, molecular function: G protein-coupled receptor activity; glutamate-gated receptor activity. Lineage: Eukaryota; Viridiplantae; Streptophyta; Magnoliopsida; Proteales; Proteaceae. The record is from RefSeq and is a predicted model, not a curated record. The transcript is spliced from 5 exons.